CCUCCCCCUCCUCUCUGCAGCUCUCUGUGGUUUGUGGAGACGGUCAGGGAAUACAAACAGAGCUCCAGGAUGAUUCAUGUGAGACUCAGUCCGGCCCUGAACUUUCAGUGUGGUGCGUUCAAUGUCCUGGUGCUCCUCGUCCUGAUAUGUUCAUGUGGAGGUCAGACUCAUGUCAUCGGUCCAGCUCGGACAACAGUGGCAACAGUUGGUGAGGACGUCGUUCUGCAGAGCUUCCUGGACCCUGUCAUGGAUGCUUUUAGUAUGACAGUGGAGUGGACGAGACCCGACCUGGACCCCAGAUUUGUCUAUGUGUGGCGUGACGGAGUGGAACUGGAGAGUAAAAAGAAUCCACUGUACGAGGGAAGAACAUCAGUGUUCACUGAGGAACUGAAGGUCGGAAACAUUUCACUGAAACUCUCCAGAGUGAGAAUAUCUGAUGAGGGACGAUACAGAUGCUUCAUUCCAGCACUGAACAAAGACCAUGUUGUUCAGCUUGUUGUAGGUGCUGCCUCCUCACCUGUUGUCCAGAAGACCAAAGACAGCAGCAGAGUGGUUCUACAGUGUAACUCUACCGGCUGGUAUCCAGAACCUGAGGUGUUCUGGCUGGACGGUGAGGGAAACCUCCUCUCUGCUGGACCUACAGAGACAGUCAGAGGUCCUGAUGACCUCUAUACUGUCAGCAGCAGAGUGACUGUGGAGAAGAGACACAGCAACAGCUUCACCUGUAGAGUCCAACAGAACCACACCAACCAGACCAGAGAGGCACAGAUACAUGUUCCAGAUGAUUUCUUCUCAGGCCCGUCUGGUUCUAGUUCAUCUCUUCCUGUCAUCAUUGGUUUGAUUCUCGGCAUCGUGUUUGCUCUUGCAGCUGCUGCUGUUGUUGUGUGGAAAUGGAGACAAAAGAAAAUCAGGAACAAGACGCAGCGUGAGGAUGAAGAAGGAGGAAACAAUCCAGAACUGAAGCUCCUGAUGGGAGGAGAGACAGACGGAAAACACCCAACAGAAGAGACAGAAACAGUGAACAAUGUGGACGAGUUCAGAGGAGAAGCAGGUCAAACUGAAACAGACGAGGAAACACUACAACAAGAAGCAAACAAUGCUCAAUGUGCUGAUAGUGAAGGAACAGAGCUUCAGUUUCCAGAAGAGGCAGGAGGACAAACAACAAGAGAGACAGAAACAGGUUUGGACCAGAGUCAAGAAGAGACAGAGACUGAAGCAGCUACUGAGACAGAUUCUCUAAAUCCAGUCAGCACUGAUCUGACCAACAAAGACACUAAAACUGUGACGAUGGUGGAAGAAAGACAGAAAGACAAUAAACAGCAGACAGCUGAUAAGAAAGAAGCUCAGAGUUUGACUGAGGAAGACAAACAUGGAGAGCAGCAGACAGCAGGAAGAGAGACACUGAGGGACAGAGAGACGGAAAACCUGAAGAAGGAACUAAAGACAAAAGAAAGAGAACUGGAAAAAUUUGAGGAACAAGUUUCUAGAUAUGAGGAGCAGAUAAAGAAUAAAGAGAAGCAGAUACAUGAAGUCAAACAGCAGCUGGAAGAGGUGAAGAGACAGACAGAGGACACUGCAAGGAAGAUGAGGUCACAGAAGAAGGAGGACAAAGAUUAUAAACGUCUUUCAGUUCUGAACAGGAAGGAGGAAGAACUUCAGGAACAGCUGGAGAAGUUAGAGACAAAACUGGAGGGAAUAAAGAAGAGUGAGGGUGUGUCAAGACAAAAGAAAAUAAAAGCAACAAAUGAAAAAGAGGAAAUUAUAAAGAAAUUAAAGUAGCAGGAGAUGCAGAAUAAUCAGAGUGAUCCAGCUGAUUCUUUGACUGCUGGACCGACGAUGAUGGAUGUAGACUGAAGCAGAUGUUUAGUUGUGGACAUGUGUCAGUUUGUCAGUGUGAUCAUGUUCUGACUCUGACUGAACUCUGGACUGCAUGUGUUGUGUUUGAGUUGUGUUGCUGUUAAACAGUCCUGUCUGUUGUGUCAGUGCUGCUGCUGUCAUGUUACUGUUUGGUUUUUAGUUUUCUGAAAAAGUCAGAACUCUAAUCUUCAUCUGUAGUUUAAUAUCCACUUUGGUAAAGACAGAAACAUCAGAGCUGACUUCUACUUUUUUAUUUAUUUUUUUUUACUAUUAACAUUUGAUAUUGAGCCGUUUUAUGCUGUUUCUAGAAUUUCAUGUCCUCAACUGUACUUUCAAACCAUCUCGAGUUAUUUCACAUUAUAUUACAUCAUUACACAUUACAAUAUAUGUAUGUAUGUGAAUAAAUAUACUUUAUAACUUUACUACUACUCUAUACUCUCUCUGAGCUGCUGUACAUGACAUGAUCUUUAAUGAUCCACAUUCACAUUUGAUUCUCAUUUUCAUGUGACACGUUGGUCCAUAUUUCAUAUCCAAUGGUCCUAUCAAUGUUUUAAUACAUGUUAUUAAAAUGCUAAUAAUCUGAAAAAUGCUGAACAUUGUGUCUGAUAACACACAUGUAAAUAUAGCAGAUAUAUACCAGAUUGAUCAGAGAAUUAAAGAGGGAGACAUGUUGUGUUCAGGAAUUAAACUUCUCUUCAAAAAUGAA
This is a messenger RNA of Acanthopagrus latus (yellowfin seabream), 2563 nucleotides long. Its product is annotated as butyrophilin subfamily 2 member A1-like. The record is from RefSeq and is a predicted model, not a curated record. Bases 70 to 1779 code for a protein of 569 amino acids. The transcript has 6 exons. NCBI's taxonomy places the organism in Eukaryota, Metazoa, Chordata, Actinopteri, Spariformes, Sparidae.